UGUUCUAUUUUAUUUGAGAAGAACGUUAUGGUGAAAUUUCUUGUAAAUCGCAACACAGGACGGAAAUCAACUAUGUUGCUAAGAUGGUUGAAUAGAAUAUUCCAAAGCAGAGAUAGGGCGCCACUGCCCACUCUUCCAUUCGAUCUUGUGGCGGAGAUUCUGUGCCGGCUUCCUGUAAAGUUACUCGUGCAGCUUCGCUGCCUCUGCAAGUCCUUUAAUACUCUAAUAUCUGAUCCCAAAUUUGCUAAAAAGCACCUUCAAAUGUCAACCAAACGUAACCGCCUAAUGUUAAGAUCUACCAACAACUUAGGUAAGUUAUUUCUCUAUGAUUCUCCAAUCCAAUCUAUUUUUUCAACUUCUAGGGUAAAGCAGACACAACUCAAUUAUCCAAACAGACUAAUGAAUAGUCACUCUUGCGCAUACUCAUGCGACGGUAUCGUGUGUAUCGCUAAGACCAACUUUAAUAGUUGUGCUGUUUUGUGGAACCCUUCCAUUCAAAAAUUCAAGAUAUUGCCUCCUUUGGAAACUUCACCAAACAGAAGAGCCUAUAUUUCUUUGUAUAGCUUUGGGUAUGAUCAUUUCAUUCGUAAUUAUAAGACUGUUGUUAUUUCCUUCGUCACGGACAAUUCCUUCCGCGCGGGCAAAUAUGAAGUCCGUGUUCUUGCGCUGGGUACAGAUUCUUGGAGAAGGAUACAAGACUUCCCAUAUUUAAAUACAUCUAGUAAACCGGGAGUAUUUAUGAGUAGCACCGUUAAUUGGUUGACACAUGAUAAUUUAAGAAUUUUGAUUGUUUCUCUUGAUUUGGAGAAUGAGUCAUAUCAAAAUCUUUGGACCCCGGUGUUGCCUCGUACGCGUAUUGCUAACAAUCAUGACUUGGGGGUGUUGAAAGAUUGCUUGUGCAUUUUUGCAAAUUGUGAUAUGUUUUGGGAUGUUUGGGUUAUGAAGGAAUAUGGAAAUACAGACUCUUGGACUAAAUUGUACCACGUUCCUUACAUGAGAUAUCGAGGUUUGUGGAUCAACACCAAGAUUUUAUAUGUUACCGAGGAUGACCAACUUCUGAUGAAAGUUCAUGAAUUGGUAAGUAGUAGUAAAGUGAAGUUAGUUGUUUACAAUUCCAAAAGUGGUACUUUGAAGUUUCCUAAGAUUCAAAACAUCGAUUAUUUGAUGGACCCAGAAGUCUACAUAGAGAGUUUGAUAUCACCUUGUUCUAAAUAUUAG
Medicago truncatula (barrel medic) is the source of this 1218-nucleotide messenger RNA. Its product is annotated as F-box/kelch-repeat protein At3g23880. Bases 28 to 1218 code for a protein of 396 amino acids. The record is from RefSeq and is a predicted model, not a curated record. NCBI's taxonomy places the organism in Eukaryota, Viridiplantae, Streptophyta, Magnoliopsida, Fabales, Fabaceae. The transcript has a single exon. Gene Ontology annotation, molecular function: protein binding.